Aspergillus calidoustus is the source of this 1518-nucleotide messenger RNA. The record is from the annotation of a GenBank genome assembly. Lineage: Eukaryota; Fungi; Ascomycota; Eurotiomycetes; Eurotiales; Aspergillaceae.
AUGAAGCGCUGCGCGCUCCUCCUUCCAUUCGUUUCUCUUGCCCUUGGGUGCAACAAUCCCAAUGACUCUGCACACUCCUGUGCCUCGAUCUACUCCGUCUCGUCCGUCGCAGCGGCCAGUUUCUGCGCUACUUUUACUGCAAGCACUGUGUCUGAGACUACGGGCGUGCCGGACGCGCUCCUUUCCAACUGCGACUACAAGGUCAAACAUCUCUCCAGCGCAUGUAGCUGUCUUGAGACUGCUCCGACUACUGCCACUGCCACUGCAACUGCUGUCGUAACAAGCAGCAUUGCCCCCUCAACUACCGCAGAGCUGUCUACUGCCCCCGUAUCCACCAUCUCUUCUGCUACCUAUAUUGCAAGCUCACCUGCAACCUUCAAGACUACCAUAAAAAGCACGACAGCCACCGCGCCCUCGACCACCGAGGCGCCAACCACCGAGGCCGCAACCAAUACCGCUUCAUCUGCCAUCGGCAACGGCGGGACGACCUGCACAGUCACUGAGUACGCCUCCAUCUCUUCUGCCGUCGAAUCAUGCACCAACAUUCUCCUCUCGGACAUCUACGCACCUCCGUCUAGCACCAUCGACCUGCAGAAUCUGCAGACUGGGGCUGCGGUUAUCUUUGCUGGGACUACGACCUUCGGCGACACCCCAGACAGCGACUUCGACCCCAUUGUCAUCUCCGGCACGGGGGUUACUAUCACGGGGACAGAUGAUCAUGUCAUUGACGGCAAUGGGCAGGCGUACUGGGAUGGUCAGGGGUCUAAUGGCGGUUCGGAUAAACCAAACCACUUCAUCGUCGCAAAGCACAUCUACAGCUCAACCAUAACCUCCCUAAACAUAAUAAACUACCCAGUCCACUGCUUCAGCAUCGAAAACACCGAGGACCUGGUUCUAUCCCACAUAACACUGAACAACACAGCCGGCGACGCCCCCAACGCCGCGAGUGACGGCGAUCCCGCUGCCCACAACACCGACGGCUUCGACAUCAAGUCGUCUACAAACCUCACCCUCACCGACUCGUCCGUGUACAACCAAGACGACUGCGUGGCCGUAACCUCGGGGACAUCGAUUACAGUCUCGAACAUGUUUUGCUCGGGCGGACAUGGAUUGAGUAUCGGGUCGAUCGGCGGGAAGAGCGAUAAUGAUGUUUCGGGCGUGACGUUCGCAAACUCGACGGUGGUCGAUUCGCAGAAUGGGUGUCGGAUUAAGACGAAUGAGGGGGAGACGGGGUCUGUAAAGGAUAUUCGGUAUGAGGGGAUUGUGCUCGAGGGGAUUAGUAAGUAUGGGAUUGUGGUGCAGCAGGAUUAUUUGAAUGGGGGCCCGACGGGUGAACCGAGUAAUGGGGUUGAGAUCUCGGGUGUGAGCUUUGUGGAUGUUACGGGGACGAUGAGUGGUGGGAAGGAUUAUUAUAUUCUGUGUGGGGAUGGAAGCUGUGAAGAUUUUGAGUUUGAGGGUGUUGAUAUUACUGGGGGGAGUGGGGAUAGUUGUAACUAUCCGGACUCGGGAUGUCCUUGA